Messenger RNA from Penicillium robsamsonii, 675 nucleotides. RefSeq lists its product as uncharacterized. NCBI's taxonomy places the organism in Eukaryota, Fungi, Ascomycota, Eurotiomycetes, Eurotiales, Aspergillaceae. The transcript has a single exon. The record is from RefSeq and is a predicted model, not a curated record. The coding region runs from base 1 to 675 and encodes 224 amino acids.
AUGAAUGACCAAACCUACCUCUCUUCUUCUUCUUCCUCUUCUGGGGACUCUGCCACCAACCCCCCCACCGACCCUUUCGGUUCUGGCGCGGCUAAUGACCCCCAGACCAUCUGGAACACCCUCUUCUCUGGCUGGGACAACCCCUCCCAGAUCAACAACCCUGUUGUUUCUGAGGCGGACAAUGUCCCCCAGAGCAUCAUCCUUUUCCGACCUGGUGGGGCCCAUAAUACCGCCCAGACCACCAACAACUCCCUCAGUCACGCAGCCGGCAUUAGAUUGCGUGCCGUUCGCCCUGACAAGUUCGACCCCUUCCAACUCCCCUCGGAUGACGACGAGAUCACCGCCCCCGAGAUCCCCACCCACGACCCCGACUUCCUCGAAGAGGACGAAGAUGACUCCAACUACGAACUCAUCGGCGACAUCUUCGGGGAUUUCGAUGUGGAUAGGCUAGGGUGGGAGUGGAUGGUGGAAGAGGAUGAAGGGCAGGCACGCCCAUUUCCUCCCGGCUACUUCGAGCGCCUGGAGGCCGAGCUGGACGACAUCAUCGCGGGGCGCUAUCCCCAGCAUCCCCAUGGGUCAGACUCAGACCGGGAGGUCGGCUACGUGACCGAGGUGGAGGAUAUCGUCGAUGAGACCAGAGAUAGUGACGAGGACACCGCUCUGGAUGAGGCGUAG